Messenger RNA from Sphenostylis stenocarpa, 1860 nucleotides. The record is from the annotation of a GenBank genome assembly. Lineage: Eukaryota; Viridiplantae; Streptophyta; Magnoliopsida; Fabales; Fabaceae.
AUGGAGAAGGACAUAGAAAAGGCUACAAUAGGUUUUCUAGAAAAAGAAGAAGAACAGGCCGAAGAGUGGUGUUUUGAAUGCAAGGAUGGUGGAGAAAUGAUAAUUUGUGAUCAUCCAAACUGUGGAAAAGUUUAUCACCCUGCUUGUGUUGGGAAGGAUGCUGCUUUUUUUGACAGUGUAAAAUCAUGGUUUUGUGGUAGACAUGUUUGCUUCAAAUGUAAUGAACCUUCAAAGUUUCAUUGUCUUGGCUGCCCAAAUAGUGUGUGCAGAAAAUGCUUUGCUUUUUCAGAAGAAUUUACUGUUGUUAGAGGGGUAAAAGGCUUAUGCAUAGAAUGUUGGAAGCUAAUGGAGAUUAUAGAACAAAAUUUAGACCAUGACGAGGAUGGGAACAAAAUAUCCUUGACUGACAGAGAAACAUAUGAAUGUCUAUUCAAGGAAUAUUGGGAAAUUAUUAAGGUAAAAGAAAGAUUGGCUAGUGAGGACGUUUUUGCUGCUCAGCCCGACUUCAAAAAGUGUAAACAUUUUCUGCAACAUAAAAAAAAUAGGAAGGGUGAAGGAGAGGAAGUACAAGAUGAGUUAAAAGAAGGAUUGAAUAGUAAUGAUAUUUUUGCUGCAGGGCCGGACUGCAAAAAGUUUAAACGUGUUCUACAUCAUACAAAAAUCAGUAAAGGUGAAGAAGAAGAAAAAGUGCACAACGAGGUGAAAGAAGGACUGAUUAAUGAUGAUAUUUUUGCUGCAGGGACCCAAUACAAAAAGUUUAGAAGUUUUCUGCAUCAUAAAAAGGUUAGUGAAGUAGAAGAAGAAGAAGAAAAUGAUUUGAUCUCAUGGGCUAGUGAUGAAGAUAGUAAGCCAGCUCACCAGCCAGCCAAGCGGAAAAAGAGAAAUUCAGAGGAGUUUGUGGGGUGGGGAUCAAAACCUCUCAUUAGUUUCCUUUCAUCCAUUGGGAAAUAUGAAACUGAACCAUUAACGAAAUGGGCUGUGAAUUCUGUCAUACAUGAAUACAUUAAGGAGAAAAAUCUUGAUCAUCAUAGAUACAAGGGGAAGUUCUUCCCUGAUGAUAGGUUGUUUCCUAUAUUUAGGAAGAAAGUUGUCUCAAAAAAGGAUAUAUAUUCUCUACUUGAGUUUCACUUUGCUAAAAAUAUGGACGAUUCAUCUGAGGAUAAAAGUGAUGUUAAAAUCAGAAAAAGUUCUGAAGACAAGCAUCACAAUGAAAAGAAAGCAUGCACUGAAAGCAGAUUGUCAAGCUUAAUUGGAAAACCUCCAUUAAGAAAGGGGGACUUUUUGAUCAAGUAUAGCCGGUUUGCAUCCAUUACUGUGCAUAAUAUAAACCUCAUUUAUCUAAAACGAAGUUUGGUGCUAGAGUUAUCAAAACGGUCUGAAAGUUUUUUGAGUAAGAUUGUCGGAACUUUCGUCCGAGCCAGAGUGUAUUCCAAUGAUUCUAGGCAAAAGUCUUACCAUCUCGUGAGAGUUUUGGGUGUUGAAUUUGAUGAAAUGUCAAAUAGAACUCUCUUGCAAGUUUCCUUAAUGGCUAAGGCCAUUCCCAUUUCAGAACUCUCUGAUGAAGAGUUCACAGAGCAAGAAUGUGAGGAUUUUCAGCAAAAAGUGAAAGCCGGCUUGCUCCCAAAAUUAGCUGUUGCUGAGGUUCAAGAAAAGGCUGAAAGUCUUCACGAGGAUAUAACAAGACAUCUCCUUAACUGCUUGUGCUAUACAAAAAUUGCAUUACUAGAGGAAAGGGAACGACUUGAACAAUCAUGGAAACAAGAUCAACUUUUAAGGAACGUGCCAACAGUUCGUGCGGAGCUUCUUGAGGCAGAAUAUGAUGAUUCUGAAGAUGGACAAGAUACAAAUACACAGGACUAG